Fusarium redolens is the source of this 405-nucleotide messenger RNA. RefSeq names its product glycoside hydrolase superfamily. Gene Ontology annotation, biological process: carbohydrate metabolic process. The coding region runs from base 1 to 405 and encodes 134 amino acids. Lineage: Eukaryota; Fungi; Ascomycota; Sordariomycetes; Hypocreales; Nectriaceae. The record is from RefSeq and is a predicted model, not a curated record. The transcript has a single exon.
AUGUCGUACCGGAUUGCCGGCCGCCUCGACAACCGCAGGUCCUUCCGGAACAUAACUGAUAUUUGCCACAGAGCCGGCAUUAAGGUCAUCAUAGACACCGUCUUUAACCACAUGUCGGCCCUCAGUGGGAUCAGCACCGACGGCUCGUCAUACUCCAAGUAUAACUACCCUGGCCUCUACUCCUUUUUCGACUUCGACGACUACACCUCCGGCAUCAGGGACUACUCUGACCAUUGGAACGCCCAGCACUGCAAACUUCUCGGCCUGGCCGAUCUGGACACCCAUGAGGAGUACCCCCGGAGGGCCAUAUCCGGCUACAUAAACGACCUGCUCAGUCUCGGCGUCGACGAUUGUCCGAAUUUCCUAUCUAGAAUCACAUCGUCGAGAGAUCUACCAUGCUCCUAA